Messenger RNA from Leptinotarsa decemlineata (Colorado potato beetle), 692 nucleotides. RefSeq lists its product as uncharacterized. The record is from RefSeq and is a predicted model, not a curated record. Gene Ontology annotation, cellular component: extracellular matrix. Lineage: Eukaryota; Metazoa; Arthropoda; Insecta; Coleoptera; Chrysomelidae.
AUGAUUGCUAAAAUUCUAGUAGUUGCUUGUCUCGCCAUUUGCGCUCAUGCAGGGGCAGUUUCAUACAUAUCAGGAGGACUUGGACUUGGUGGACAUGGAAUCGGAAUUGGAGGAGGGCUUGGUGGACUUGGUAGUCACGGACUGGGUGGUGGUAUUGGUCUAGGGGGUCAUGCAAUUGCUCUUGGUGGUCAUGCAAUUGCUGCUCCCAUUGCCGUUGCCAAACAAACUGUCGUAGACUAUUCCGCUCCUGCUCACUACGAAUUCAAAUAUGGCGUGGAAGAUCCUCAUACCGGCGACAAAAAACAACAAUCAGAAACUAGAGUAGGAGAUUCAGUCAAAGGGGAGUACUCUCUCGCUGAACCUGAUGGUACCGUCAGAGUUGUAAAAUACACUGCAGAUCCCCAUAACGGUUUCAAUGCUGUUGUAAGCAGAGUAGGUCACGCUGCUCAUCCUCAGAUCGUUUCUAAAGCCGUGAUUGGUUAUGGACACGGUGGUUAUGAACAUGGAUACUAGUAGAAUAGUUUUACUUUUCACUUGAACUGCUGCCAAUGUACCUAUCACCUCUGCCAUAAUACUUCCCAUUAUUUCAUUCACUUGUUUCGUUAUCAUUGUUGCUCGUUUCGCUCCACAUUCUUGUUGUCUAGAUAAGUUAUAUUUUUAUUUUCGAUUAGCAAUAAAUGUUAAUAUAACUA